AUGUCCGCCGAUGAACCAAUGAGCAAGCGACGCAGAGUCGACCACGAUCCCUCGGAAGACUUCCUCACGACCUUUCUUCCCACACCCAGCACAGAGCACCCAUCAGGAAUAAGCCUUGACGGAUUUCCCAUUGAUCCUUUCCUCUCCCCGGCUACGAGCUGGGGAUUCGACGAGCUCGCCCAUGAUCCGAAUUACUUAGCCUCGCAGGAGGAGCUGCGAUCCCUUCUGUUCAACACCGCUCGGUCUGCAGCGCCGACGCGGGCAGGGACGCCGCUGGAAGACGACGACGAGAAUGAAAACUCAACCAACGAAAACGACACGCACGACCCGAAUUUCAACACGAAGCAGGUCCUCGCCAAGGGGAGACGAGUCCAGUAUCUGAAGAACUACAUUUCCCAGGUCGCUCCAUGGCUCGACAUGUUCGACAGCACCCGCGUAUUCGGGAUCCAGCUCCCCGCGCUGGCGAAGAAGUCCCCGCCACUCAUGUACGCCAUCCUCGCCAUCGGGGCGCGCCAGCUCGAGCGGAGAGAGAAGAUCCAGUCUUCCUUCGACUCGCUGGAGUUGUACCAGGAGGCUAUUCGCCUCCUUACGCCGCUGCUGCAGGCUCGUGACCCGCAUGUGAUCGCGACCUGCGUCGUUCUGUGCUGCUUGGAGAUGUUUGCUGCGAGCGCUCAGGACUGGCGCCGCCAUCUUGAGGGCUGUGCGGCGGUUUUCGAUGCGUUUGGCGUGCACGGUUUCAGUGGCGAUGUGCUCCAGGCGGUUUUCUGGUGUUAUGCGCGCAUGGAUGUUUGCGGUGCACUUAUCUCGGAUGGCACAGAGAGCACUUUGCUCAAACCUUCUAGCUGGCUUCCCCCAGACACCCCUGAGGAGUAUGCGGAGACCCUCUUCCGCAGCCAGACGUCACCUGAUAUGUAUGCGAAUUUCGCGGUCUACCUGUGCGCAAAGGCGUGCGAGCUCAUUUCCGAUCGCAACAAGUUCGUCGAACUCGGCGAGGACAACGGAUGCAAUACACGCCAAUUUCAGAACCGAUGGACCCGACUGUGGGACCAGCUAUCGAACUGGGCUCUUUACCGACCUAAGGAGAUGUUGCCCGUAGAAAGUACAUCUUCGGUGCCCUUUCCGCAUAUAUUCUUCUCCCACUGGGCGGCCAUUUCUUCCAACCAACUAUAUCACACUGCUUGUGUGCUUCUUCUGGGUUCUCAUCCAAAAUCUAAGUCUAUUCCGCCCUCACCGACUACUUCUGUACUGUGGCACGCAAGGCGCAUUUGCGGCAUUUCUUUGGCGAAUCCCCAUGAGGGCUGCUUAAAUAACGCCAUUCAACCGCUUUGGAUUGCUGGCAGACUCCUGAGUCACACUUCCGAGCAGGCGUUGGUCGUCAAGACAAUUCGUCACAUUGAGGCGAUGACCGGAUGGACUGCGUGCUGGAGGAUUCGCGAUCUAGAGAACGUCUGGGGUUAUAAGGUUCGUGGGGAGGUUUGA
Aaosphaeria arxii CBS 175.79 is the source of this 1479-nucleotide messenger RNA. RefSeq lists its product as uncharacterized. Gene Ontology annotation, biological process: positive regulation of transcription by RNA polymerase II. Gene Ontology annotation, cellular component: nucleus. The transcript has 3 exons. Bases 1 to 1479 code for a protein of 492 amino acids. NCBI's taxonomy places the organism in Eukaryota, Fungi, Ascomycota, Dothideomycetes, Pleosporales. The record is from RefSeq and is a predicted model, not a curated record. Gene Ontology annotation, molecular function: DNA-binding transcription factor activity; transcription cis-regulatory region binding.